This is a messenger RNA of Etheostoma spectabile (orangethroat darter), 3904 nucleotides long. RefSeq names its product glucagon receptor b (gene gcgrb). The record is from RefSeq and is a predicted model, not a curated record. The transcript has 14 exons. The coding region runs from base 441 to 2045 and encodes 534 amino acids. Gene Ontology annotation, molecular function: peptide hormone binding; gastric inhibitory peptide receptor activity; glucagon receptor activity. Gene Ontology annotation, cellular component: plasma membrane. Gene Ontology annotation, biological process: adenylate cyclase-activating G protein-coupled receptor signaling pathway; cell surface receptor signaling pathway. NCBI's taxonomy places the organism in Eukaryota, Metazoa, Chordata, Actinopteri, Perciformes, Percidae.
GCGCUGAGGACUAACAGCGGACCAUUCAUCCUUUUUCAGAUGCACUUCAGUCCUCUGCAACAGGAGCGAGAUUUCGUUUGGGAAAGUUUUUUUUAUAGAAACCAAAGUAAGCCUGGACAGAACUAGACAAGGGAAAAGUUGAGAAGUCACAAGUCCAGUCUUUCUUUCUUAUUUCUUAAUUUUCAUCCUCAGCUCCUUUGUUUUAGCCUAUUUGUUUCUCCACGUUUGGACACGGUGAUGCGUGCUGUGCUCUUCGCACUCUACCUGCGGUGAUGGGCCCGGCCGAGAGAUGAGCAGCGGGCGGUGUGGGGGUGCCAGGGGCGCACGAGGAGGUCUGGACGCUAAGGUCACACAGUGAGAUAAGGUCGAGGCCGCCUCAUGUGUCAGACCUCCUCUGUGUUCUAGUCCCCACCGACCCCCAUCCUCCAAGCAUCAUUGGGAUGUCCCAGGUGUGUCUCCUCUUGGCCUUGCUUAUGCUCUUCAGCUCUGCAACAAAGGUCUCUUGUACUAACUCCUUGGAGCUUGUGAAGGAGCAGUGGAGCAGCUACAGAAACCAGUGCCUGGACUACCUCAACGCCACGCCCCCCGCCACAGGGUUGGUGUGUAACAGGGCAUUUGACCUGUACGCCUGCUGGCCUGACGGACUCCCAGGAACCACUAUCAAUGUCUCCUGCCCAUGGUUCCUGCCAUGGUACCAUAAAGUUCAGCAGGGUGUGGUCUACCGAGUCUGCAGUGAAGAUGGUCAAUGGGCUCCAAAGAACACCAGCGAAUGUGAGGACGACCCUGGUGAGCACCAGUAUGGCCGCAUCCUCAGUCAGUUACGGAUCAUGUACACAGUGGGCUACUCGCUCUCCCUGGGAGCUCUGCUACUGGCCCUGGGAAUCCUUAUCACCUUCAGGAAGCUCCACUGUAUGAGGAACAACAUCCACAUGAACCUGUUUUCCUCCUUCAUCCUGAGAGCCGUGUCCAUCCUGGUCAAAGACGCCCUGCUGACCCUCACACUGGACCCCAGGAGCAACAGUGACACCCGGACACAAGCCUGGGUCAACAUACCGGCUGUUACGUGGUGCCGUGGUGCCAUGGUGAUGAUGCAGUACAGCGUGAUGGCCAAUAACUAUUGGCUGUUGGUGGAAGGCAUCUACCUACACAGCCUGCUAGUCAUCACUGUCUUCAGUGAGAGGAAGUACUUCUACAAUUACCUGGCCAUUGGCUGGGGUGCACCACUUGUAUUCGUGUUGCCGUGGAUCACAGUGAAAUAUAUGUAUGAGAACGAGGAGUGCUGGGAGAGGAAUAUUAACAUGGGAUAUUGGUGGAUCAUCCGUUCUCCUAUACUGUUUGCUUAUCUGAUUAACUUCUUCAUAUUCAUAAGAAUUAUCAAAAUCCUGAUGUCUAAACUCAGAGCUCAUCAGAUGAGAUACACUGACUACAAGUUCAGAUUAGCAAAAUCCACUCUGACUCUCAUUCCUCUGCUCGGAAUUCAUGCCAUCCUCUUCACCUUCGUCAUUGAUGAGUCUGUCCCUAAAGGCUCCAUGCUGCGCCUCAUUCGCCUCUUCUGUGACCUGCUGUUCAACUCUUUCCAGGGCUUGCUGGUAGCCAUCCUGUACUGCUUCGUCAACAAAGAGGUGCAGUCAGAGAUGUUAAAAAAGUGGAAGAGGUGGAAGCUGGGUAAAGAUAUCGAUGAGGAGUACCGCCACACCCACAGCCACACUCCGCACAUCAAGAGCGGCAGCAUUGCCACUGGCAAUCUGCCCUAUCUCCAAGACAACAAUGCCAGUGAUCCCGGCGGUGACUCACCUCGCCUCAACAAGGUUGACAGAGACCCCACCUGCUCCACCGCAUUGGAGGACAACCGCCGACUAGUUGUCUCCUACAGCAACGGGACAAGGAAAGGCGGGCUCGCCAAGAGCAGACACACCCUGCAGUUCUCUUUCCUGCUACACCGAGGCGCUGGCAGUAACGUGACCACUACCACAGAGGACGCGCGUUUGCAAGAGAAGGUGCAGUGCCGCACGUCCCCUCUGGACGGAGAGGAGACAAAUGUAUGAAGACAAUAUGCUCUGAGGCAUCUUCACGAAAACUCUUACUGUUUGUGCUUAUCGAUGUUUCGGAUCAGUGUUUACCAUGCGCCAACAAAACAGCCUGAGUGGGAAGUCAACGAGCAAGUAACCCACACAGAUCAUAACGUUUUAACCUGCUCAGCUGCAGAUUAAUAUUUAUUGUUUUUGGGACAUUAAACAAAAAAUCACUUAUUGACUUCAGACAUUAAGAAUAAUAAAAUAAAUUAAAAAGAAACUUGUGUGUGUGUGUGUGCGCGCGUGUGUGUGUGUGCCUGCGUGUGUGCGUGUGCGUACAUGGAGGACUACCAUUUCGCCAACUCUGCAACUAAACUCUGCUCACAUCUUUCCAUCUGUACUGUUACUGCCGUUGUGAGCUGCGUAAGUGUUGUUUGUGAGUUUGCAGCACUGGAUGCUUAUUUCUGGUAGCCUACUCUCCUACCAAAACAAAAAAAUCAAAAGUGUCACUUUUUAAGGGGGUUUUAUGAAACAGAAUGAGGACUUCACCAAGCAUGAGUCAAGAUGCCUUUUCUCAUAUACUCAGAUUCUCAUAUCUAGAUGAAAGAAGAACUGAGAGACUAGACAUCACUGACUGUCAUCAUGCAGUGCUUGCGAUGUUGAGGCCGAGGAUGGAUGCUUUGAUCUUCAGAGAGACUAUAAUGUUUAAGUUAUUUUGGUUUUAAAUGAACAAUGCCAAACAAGGAAAUACUAAGAAGCCAUGAUGGGAUUUAUAAUAAAUCAGUUGGAUUAACCAGGCAUCAUAUCUACCUUUUCAUGCACAUUCCUUCCUCCCUUUUUGUUAAUAACAACUCCAUCCUUCGCCUUUUGAAACAGAUUUUCCUGACUGAAUGUAUAUGAACAAUGGAGAAAUUUGGGGUGGAAUAAUUAUUAAAGUGUAUGUAUGUAAAUAGAAAUAUGCCCAUAUCACUUGCAUUUAUGAGACAUAAUUUGCAUUUUUUAUUUGUCUUCAUGCAGAAAAUUCUAUUCUCUAUAUUUUAGUUUAGUGGAUGAAAUUUUUUUUUCAGUGUUUUAGUGUUCGUUCAUAAACCAAAGUACCUCACAAAGUAUCUUGCAUUAUUUCAUAACAUUGUACAGUAGACUAUGGCAAACACAGAACCUAAAGUGAUUAUCUACACAAUAGAAAAAGUAAUUUUAUGUGCCAGAAAGGUUUUCAUUUCAUAUAAAAAAAUAAAAAAAAAUUCUGAAACAAGAACGACAUUUACAACAAAGUAGUCUCUAUUCAUGACGUUCCAUUUUGGGAUUGUUCCGGGGCCACAUGAAAAUCUGCCAGAUGCGUGUUGGAAUUUUAAACUCCGGUGGAUUUAUGAGGACUAUGGUCAACUGCUCCUCAGAUCUCUGGAUGGUAAAUUGAGACAGCUAGCUAGACUGUCUGUCCAAUCUGAGUCGUGGAGAGGUUUCCGGAAGUGGAAUGUCAAGGAUACAGACUAACAAAAGAGUAACCACCUGAUAAUUAUUUUUUAUUAUAGCGUUAGUUAUAUUUUUCUGCAGAUUGGAUCAGGGAUCAUAUUUCAUCACUCAGAAAGCUAAAUGUGCCACACAGAACCACUUUUAUAAUUUUGGAUUAAGAAAAUGGGUAAAUUAAAGGAUUGGAGUUUUUAAACUUAUAAAUUUAGUUCAGAAAUGGCCUGGGUUUAAUUUUUGAUAUUUUCCAAAUUUGAUCAAUUUCAGUCACCCGAGAGCCAACAAGGAUUUUCACAAAGGGAUUUCUGAUGACCUUUUUGAUCAAGGAUUGUAAACAAAUAUACAGUUUGAAAUGUAACGGAGCCAAGAGCACUGUAAAUAUUGAUAAAAGUAAAUGCCGGUAUUAUAAAGACAAAGACGUGGGUGAA